AUGGCUAAAGUGGAAAUAAAAUACACCAAGUUGUUCAUCAACAACGAGUGGGUCGACGCUGUCAGCAAGAAGAAGUUCCCCACAAUUAACCCACAAAAUGAAACUGUCAUCACUGAAGUUGCUGAAGGAGACAAGGCUGAUGUGGAUCUCGCAGUAGACGCCGCAGUAAAGGCCUUCCACCGCUAUUCAGAAUGGAGGCUUCUUGAUGCUUCUCAAAGGGGCAGGCUGCUUCUUAAAUUAGCAGAUCUAAUUGAGAGAGAUGUCAAGUACUUGGGAGAACUUGAGACUUUAGAUAACGGCAAACCAGUGUCACAAGCAACAACCGAGGCUGCCUGGUCCGCACAGAUCAUCAGAUAUUACGCCGGAAAAGCUGACAAAAUUCUAGGAAACACCAUCCCAGCAGACGGCGAAGUGUUGUCCAUGACUUUAAAGGAACCGGUUGGUGUUUGCGGUCAAAUAUUACCAUGGAACUACCCAAUCCCCAUGUUCGUAUGGAAGAUCGCUCCAGCUUUAGCAGCAGGGUGCACCGUUGUAGUGAAGCCUGCAGAGCAGACCCCGCUUACAGCGCUCGCAGUAGCAGCGUUAGUGAAGGAAGCCGGCUUUCCCCCGGGCGUGGUGAACGUCAUCACCGGCUAUGGCCCUACAGCUGGUGGAGCUCUUAUUAACAAUCCACGUGUUGACAAAUUAGCUUUCACUGGUUCUACUGAGGUUGGACGCCUCAUCAUGAGCGGAGCUCCCGCAACAAAUUUGAAACGUGUGACCUUGGAACUCGGAGGAAAGAGCCCUCUAGUCAUCUUUAACGACGCUGAUGUCGAGAAAGCGGCCGAAAUUGCGCACCGUGCUGCUUUCGCAAACGCUGGACAAUGCUGCGUUGCCGGAACUAGAACCUACGUACAAUCUGGUAUCUACGAUGCAUUUGUUGCCAAAGCGGCGGAAAUCGCCAAAAAGAGAACUGUAGGAAACUCCUAUGAAGAUGUGCAACAAGGACCUCAGAUCGACCUGGAAAUGUUCAACAAGGUCAUGGGUUACAUAAACGCUGGAAAGAAAGAGGGUGCCCGUUGCGUCGCGGGCGGAGACCGUUUCGGCAAUGUGGGGUACUUCAUCAAGCCCACAGUAUUUGCUGAUGUUAAAGAUGACAUGAAAAUUGCCAGAGAAGAGAUCUUCGGACCAGUCCAGAGCAUCCUUAAGUUUGAAAAGUUCGAGGAGGUCAUUGACCGCGCUAACGACUCUAACUACGGUCUGGGCGCUGGGGUCAUCACUAACGAUAUUACAACCGCCAUGGCUUUCUUAAGACAUAUCCGGGCUGGCAGCGUAUGGGUCAACACGUACGAGCACGUAACGCCACAGACACCAUUCGGAGGAUUCAGGGAAUCAGGCAUUGGCCGGGAAUUAGGUGAAGAAGGAAUUCAACAAUACUUGGAGAACAAGACUGUCACCAUCAGCCUGCCAAAGACACCCAUUUUG
Brenthis ino (lesser marbled fritillary) is the source of this 1464-nucleotide messenger RNA. NCBI's taxonomy places the organism in Eukaryota, Metazoa, Arthropoda, Insecta, Lepidoptera, Nymphalidae. The record is from the annotation of a GenBank genome assembly.